AUGGACCGCUCCGAGAGUGCUUCCAAAGUGCCGUCUGCGUCCACCUCUAGUCAGUCACAAGACUCUUUCACAGCAGGUCAUGAUCUUAAAAGCGGCCCGGACAACACAUUACCGAGAUUUACUCCUAUCCAUAAGACAACGCAGCUGCUUCAGAAGCUCCCACCUGUCUUCGCCGUGGAAAUCUCUAGUACAUGUGAGAGGGUCUUCCAGGAAGAAAAGAACACAAUCUCAUAUAUGACUUCGAAGUUUGAACCCAGAGAGCUGAGAAAUCAGUCUUACGUCUUACCUUGGGAUCGUCAAGCGCACGAACCAGUACCUGUACAUCUGAUUGAGAACCUUCAACAUGGCUUUGGAUCGAAUCCAUCGACCAUUUUGGAAAAUCGUCUCAGUCGAAGAUGUAUUGAACAGUCAAAAAUCUGGUUUCUCUUAACAGAUGGUGUGAUUGAAGAGGAACGUGUCAAUACCUUUGCUAAUGGCAUUACUGGAGCGGGACUGCAUGGCACUCCAUCCGUCAUAAUUGUCUUUGGAAACACGUCUCGUCCUCCUUCUCGAAGCAAAUUCUCAAUUGGCAUGUCUAUCUGUGCACCAUCGUCGCACUGCGCGGUUCUCUUUCACGACGUAUGGAGUGAUAAGCUAUUUGUCGUUCAAGCUAAAGGAUGUUUCGCUAGUGUGCUUCUCAAGGGUACCUACUUCAAGUGGUUCAGUGGAACGAAAUGGACGGACUUUCCCCAGAUUUCCUACGAUACACUGCUGGAGGUCCAAGUUCCCGAGCCAAUCCGUCUUUCCAAAGAUGAAGUGGCCCUGCCUUACGCCAAGGUAUUCGACAUGAAGUCGAUUUACAACGACUCUAUGAGCGACCAGGAUAAACUCCGACUGGUGUCAAACAACUGUGCCCUCGAUUCGAUAAUGACAGUUGCCAAAACGAGAGGAGAAGGGUUCCUGGUGAAGCUGUGGAUUGAAAGCCUUCGUAGAACGACAAAGAAAAACUUGACAAUAGAGAGAGAUGAUGUCGACUCACGAGGGGAAAUCGCCAUGACAGUACUAUUGAUGGCAGCUGAGCGAGAGCUGAAUGCAAAAGAUACUCGCCACAAAGACAUUUGGUCUUGUUUAAAAUCUGGCACAUCUCCUUGUUGGUCGAGAUGCAAGCAAAUGCACGUAUCUAGCCUACUGGACUAUAAUCGCGCGCGAGUCCUAUAUGAGAAUAGGAACAAUUGGGCCAACUUCGAAGCCAAGGUGAAGAUGGAACGAGCAGCAUACAGGCGUCUUACCAAAGGUUUACAAGAGGUCCAGUCAGCGAUAGGGAUACUAGAUGACCCUUUACCAAACGGUCCAAGUCUCGUCCCGGCUGACACAUUUUGGUAUCCUGCUAGCGGAGUAAAGACAGCAAGGGGGAACAUGAAGGUUUCCGUACCUGUUCAACAAGGUAAUUUGGGCCAAGAAGAUGUCGACAAGGCAAUAUUUAUUUCCGGCUUCAAGGGCACCCGAAAGCUUGACGUAGCUGCACGGUCAAGGGCAUAUGCCACCUGUGCGAUAUGCCGAGAACCCAAUUCGAUCCAAACAUUGCUACUACGAACAAGCCCAGAGAACAACAAAUUUUCAGACCUACCAUUGCCCAACCAAAACCUCGAACUGAAGUUUCCCUUGUCGCUGGGAAGUUGUCCAGAGGUCGACAUCAUUCUGCCACUUAUUUGUUGCGAUGGCUGCGCAUUCCUCCUCCUGAGGGUUGACAAGCGACUCAACCCUUUUCCACUUGGCCAUCAAAUCGCUGCGGUACUCCCACUGGUAUCGCUCCAGGACAAACAGAAUCGAAGGCUGUGGCGGCAGAAACUCGCAGAGGUCUAUAGAUAUCGCUUCCACGACACUACUGUCUUUUCUGUUUUCCUCGCUACCAUCUGCAAAAGAAUUGAGAAUAUCCCCAGUUUGGCACACUCAAAGUGCUUCAAGUGGUGCAGAGACCAGCUCUCCCAGCUUCCAGGGAUCCGAAUAUCCAAAAGCGCCAGCCCAAGACUCGUCACUAGUCUUCCAUCGGCAGUCGACAAUGUGGUUCCGCCGCAACAGGUGGCCUUUUUUGCAUGCCUGGGAAACAAAUUCUAUCUCAGGGAAGUUUUAUCGCAGCCAGUUGAGGGUUUUGUUGUUCUCGUUCAGCUGGCAAAAUCGAUGAAUGUUGUUAAACCAGUGUCUAUCCAAAACUUGGUUUGGAAGCGGCUCCUCUGUCAUUUCAUACAACAGGAUUUGCGCUUGCGAUCUAAUUUUGGGGUAGAAUACGCCAAUGCGAUGUUGCGAGAGAUCACACAAGAACCUCGGUCUUCUAGCCAAGUGAUAACCUUUUCGAAACCACGAACAUCUGUCUCAUUGACUUCAUUGGUCAAUACUUACCUUAUCCCUCCAGGAUCGACCACCAUAUCGGACUUCUUUCGCACAGCCUACUUCGCGGGAGUAUAUAGUACGACGGAGUACAACAUAGCGCUAGCGAUGUUUUUACAUAUGCUGGCCAACAUCAAGUACCAUGGUGAGGAGGCAACGGAUAUUUUAGAAGAGAUGCAGGGCAUGGCAAACAAACUUCGCUACGUCGGAGAGGACAUGAGGAGCGUUUUUGAGGAUCCGACGUCUAUUGACGAGCCUGGGGCUGCUUAUGUCAUGGCUCAUUUAGAGUCUUGGCUAAAGUACAUUGUGUUCAGAAACUAA
Fusarium poae is the source of this 2685-nucleotide messenger RNA. RefSeq lists its product as uncharacterized. The record is from RefSeq and is a predicted model, not a curated record. NCBI's taxonomy places the organism in Eukaryota, Fungi, Ascomycota, Sordariomycetes, Hypocreales, Nectriaceae. The coding region runs from base 1 to 2685 and encodes 894 amino acids. The transcript has a single exon.